UGGCGACAAAGUGCAUCGUUUUAUUUAUGUGUAAACAUUUGUGCUGUGAGUCGAGUACAAAAUUGAUAAAUUGUUGUUAAAAUGGGUGAAAGAAAGGGACAAAAUAAAUAUUAUCCGCCCGACUAUGACCCCAAGAAGGGCGGACUUAACAAAUUCCGCGGCACCCAUGCGCUGCGAGAGCGUGCCCGCAAAAUCCAUCUGGGCAUCAUCAUUAUCCGGUUCGAGAUGCCCUAUAAUAUUUGGUGCGAUGGCUGCAAAAAUCACAUUGGCAUGGGAGUGCGCUACAAUGCAGAGAAGACCAAAGUGGGCAUGUACUACACCACCCCCAUUUACAAGUUUCGCAUGAAAUGCCAUCUGUGCGAGAAUCAUUUUGAGAUACAAACGGAUCCUGGCAAUCUCGACUAUGUGAUUCUAUCGGGCGCCCGACGGCAAGAGAAUCGCUGGGAUCCGCUGCAGAACGAGCAGGUGGUACCCGAGACCAAGGAGGUGCAGAAGCGUCUCUUCGACGAUGCUAUGUAUAAGCUAGAGCAUCAGGCCAAAGAUGCCCAGGCAGCUGCAGACGCCAAGCCUGUGCUGCAAAAGCUCGUGGAGCGCAACCAAAGUGUCUGGGAUGAUAGCUAUGUAGCUAACUAUCGCCUACGUGCAGAGUUUCGACAGCAGAAGAAAGAGAUCAAGGGUCAACAGGAACUGGACCGGCAGCUGCUCGCAAAGAGCAGUUUGGAUAUUGCCUUGUUGCCAGAGACUGCGGAAGAUCGAGAAAUGGCUGCUCUAAUGAAGCUCCAAACGAAAUCCGCCAUUGAACGCGAGUCCGAGCAGCGGCUGGAGCUGCUUAUGCGGCCAGCAUUGCCAGGAGCAACGACGACAACCUUUGGUGGUUUAAAGCGACAAAAAGCGCUCAGCACACAACUGCAGCUGCAGGAUUUGGGUAUCAAGCGAAAACCGACAUCAACGAUGACGCAACCAGCGCCGAGUGCUAAGGCAUUAGAGAAACCCACAAGUCUGGUGGGCGACUAUGCAGAUUCCAGUUGCAGUUCUGACGACAGCAACGCAGCUCCAAAUGAUUAAAUUUAUUUAUUCCGAAUAAUAAGCUCAACAAAUCACCCAAAGAUCUAUCUUUUAAUACAUUCCCAUAUUUAUAUCAUCCUCUUGCUCCUGCCGCUGUUCAAGUUGUAUCUCCUCCUUCUGCUCCUCAUCCUCUGAAUUCUCUUCCUGCUUCUGCUGUUCAUCAUCUGUCUUGUAGAGCACCUCACAAAUGCGAUUACAGAAUGCAACAUGCUGGUUAUUUUGUAUGGUCUUCGUCAACAAAAUUUCGAUUUGACGCAACUUUUCGUACGCUCGAUCCCGCGUCUCCAGCACAUCCUGUGUCUUCUGGUCAAGCUCUUCCAUGACGGCCUGAAGAUUCUCCUUAGCACACUCAUCUUUGGCCGUGUUGGCAGCGUGGUAUCCCCCUGCCUUGAUGGGCUUUGGCUGCUGGGCAACAUUGGCUGCUGAUUUCAUAUUUUCCAUUCCCGGUGCUUGGGAGUCGAAGAACUUUUUGAACCAUUGCAAGAACUCGAAGUUGUCCUGGAAACGACCCUUGAUCAGACGAUCCACAGGAAUGGUUUUGUCUAAUUUUAGGCGUGUUAAUGCACCCUGAAAGAGCU
Molecule: messenger RNA, 1643 nt
Organism: Drosophila sulfurigaster albostrigata
Lineage: Eukaryota; Metazoa; Arthropoda; Insecta; Diptera; Drosophilidae
Product: coiled-coil domain-containing protein 130 homolog
Exons: 1
Coding region: 82-1065 (327 amino acids)
Biological process (GO): mRNA splicing, via spliceosome
Cellular component (GO): post-mRNA release spliceosomal complex; U2-type spliceosomal complex
Source: RefSeq, a predicted model, not a curated record